Molecule: messenger RNA, 750 nt
Organism: Strongyloides ratti
Lineage: Eukaryota; Metazoa; Nematoda; Chromadorea; Rhabditida; Strongyloididae
Product: Triosephosphate isomerase
Exons: 1
Coding region: 1-750 (249 amino acids)
Biological process (GO): gluconeogenesis; glycolytic process; glycerol catabolic process
Cellular component (GO): cytosol
Molecular function (GO): triose-phosphate isomerase activity
Source: RefSeq, a predicted model, not a curated record
AUGACUGCUGAACGUAAAUUUUUUGUUGGUGGAAACUGGAAAAUGAACGGUGACAAAGCAUCAAUUGAUGGAAUUUUAAAUUUCUUAAAUGGAUAUGCCGAUGAUGGUAAGGUUGAUGUUGUUGUCUGCCCACCAGCACCAUACUUAGUUUAUGUCCAACAAAAUCUUAAGAAUGGUGUCAAGGUUGCCGCACAAAAUUGCUACAAAGUUCCAAAAGGAGCUUUCACUGGAGAAAUUUCACCAGCAAUGUUAAAUGAUCUUGAUAUUAAGUAUGUUGUCUUAGGACACUCUGAACGUCGUCACGUAUUUGGUGAAAGUGAUGCAUUGAUUGCUGAAAAAACAAAACAUGCUCUUGAAUCUGGUCUUACAGUUAUCUUCUGUAUUGGUGAGAAAUUAGAGGAGCGUGAAGCUGGAAAAACUAAAGAUGUUAACUUUAGACAACUUCAGGCAUUAAUUGAUUUGGGAGUUCCUUUUGAAAAUAUAGUAAUUGCUUAUGAACCAGUAUGGGCUAUUGGAACAGGAAAAACUGCUUCUCCCGAACAGGCGCAAGAAGUUCAUAUGUGGAUUCGUCAAUUCCUUAAAGAGAAAGUCUCUCAAGAUGCUGCAGCUAAGACUAGAAUCAUUUAUGGUGGUUCUGUUACAGCUGAUAAUUGUGUUGAACUUGGAAAGAAAGAAGACAUUGAUGGUUUCCUUGUUGGAGGAGCUUCCUUGAAACCAGAAUUCAUCAAAAUAAUAAAUGCUAGGAACUAG